This is a messenger RNA of Clonostachys rhizophaga, 8019 nucleotides long. NCBI's taxonomy places the organism in Eukaryota, Fungi, Ascomycota, Sordariomycetes, Hypocreales, Bionectriaceae. The record is from the annotation of a GenBank genome assembly.
AUGUCUGGAGAGGGGUUGCAUAACGGCCACAACGGCACUGACAAGUUGCCGGUCGCCGAGACCCAGCAGGACUGGAAUGCCUUCGAUUUUGGUGAUGCAUCCGAGCCCAUUGCCAUCAUUGGUCUUGCAACACGCUUUCCACAAGAUGCAUCGACAACAGAAAACUUUUGGGACUUCCUCAUUAAGGGUAGAUCUGCGUGGAGCGAUUUCCCUGAAGAUCGUAUCAACAGUAAAGGGCACUACCACCCAAAUCCAGACCAUGGAGGAACAUUUGCAGUGAAAGGUGGCCACUUUUUGGCCAAGGACCCUGCAUAUUUCGAUGCCCCCUUCUUCAGCACCACAAAGACGGAGGUCUUGACAAUGGACGUCCAACAGAGAGUACUUCUUGAGAAUGUCUAUCACGCACUGGAGAAUGCUGGCAUUUCACUUCCAGAAGCAAGCAAUUCCAACACCUCAGUCUUCGUCUCCGGGUUCAACCAUGAGCAUCUGCUUCUACUAAGCUCAGACCCGGAAUUGACAACAAAAUAUAAGCCAACUGGCACCAGUAACUCGUUGCUGGCUGGCCGUGUAUCGUGGUUUUAUAACUUUGUCGGUCCCAGUGUGACCAUCGAUACUGCUUGCUCGAGCAGUAUGGUGGCCAUGCACUUGGCCUGUCAAAGUCUUCUCAACGGGGAGAGUAACAUGGGAAUUGUCAGUGGUGUGACGAUUUUCUAUACGCCUGGGGAAGUGGUCGGCAUGUCACAUCACGGCUUCCUUGGCAAGGAUGGCCGCUCCUACAGCUUCGACCAUCGUGCUGAAGGCUACGGUCGGGGCGAGGGCGUGGGCACAGUCAUCGUAAAGCGUCUUCGUGAUGCUUUACGAGAUGGAGAUACGAUCCGAGCCGUGGUAAGAGGCACUGGCGUGAACCAAGACGGGCGUACGGCAGGUGUGUCUCUCCCUAGCGCUCAGGCUCAGGAGGCAUUGAUGAAAACCGUCUAUGCAAAUGCAGGGCUUGACCCCAAAGACACACGUAUAGUGGAAUCUCACGGUACCGGUACCGGUGCUGGUGAUCCGCUGGAGGCAAGUGCCCUCGCCAAGGUAUUCUCACCCGGGAGGAGUGAGGAGGAUCCUUUGUACGUUUGUGCCCUGAAGUCUGCAAUUGGGCACACCGAAGGCGCAGCAGGGGUCGCUGGACUUAUCAAGGGCGUUCUUGUUCUUGAGAAUGGAAUUCUAUCCCCCAACAAAAACUUUGAGAAGCCCAAUCCACGAAUACCAGUGAAGAAAUGGAACAUCAAGUUCCCACUGGAAACAAUGCCAUGGCCCACAGAGGGAAUACGGCGUAUUAGUCUGAACUCCUUUGGUGUGGGAGGCACCAACUCUCAUGCCAUCUUGGACGAUGCCUAUCAUUAUUUGAAAGAUCGGGGCAUUGUCGCGCCGCAUAACACAGUAUCUGAGAAACCGUCUCCCGAAAAAGUGUCUGAGCUUGUGCAUACACUUGAAGCUCUUGAAGCUGCCCAGAACACCAGCCAGGAUCAUGAUUCAAAUCCUACAAAUGGCGAGGAAAGCGUGGAGAAAGUCCUGCCUGGCACCAACAGGUCAAAUGGAGCCAAUGGAACAAAUGGCACCAAGACUGGCAGUGAAAUUCCGAAAAUCUUCCCGUUGUCUUCAUUCGACGAGGGUGGUGUAGAACGAAACGCAAAGGCUUUAGCAACCCAUCUCUCAGAACUUCAAUCGAGAGGGACACUCCACGCUUCCCAGAGUACACAAUAUCUUAACCGACUAGCGUACACACUGUCAUCUAAAAGGGGCACUUUCCCAUGGAGGAGUUUCGCUAUCGGCUCAGACCCAAAGAGUCUCAUAGAGAGCCUUGAAGGGGAGCUCAAUCCUAUACGAGUUCGAGGAGCCACCAAGAUUGGUUUCAUAUUCACAGGUCAAGGAAGCCAAUGGUUCGCUAUGGGUCGAGAACUCCUCGCGUAUCUUUCAUUCAAGCAAAAUCUCGAGGAAGCGACAGCAUACUUCCAGUCGCUGGGCGCAGAAUGGUCGCUUAUCGAGGAGCUCUCCCGAGACAAGGCUGCCUCUAGAGUCAAUGAACCUUGGUUAUCACACCCCGCAUGCGUCUCCUUGCAAAUGGCAGUUACUGAUCUGCUUCGGAGCUGGGGUAUUGUCCCCAGUCGUGUGGUAGGACACUCUUCCGGUGAGAUUGCGGCCGCAUAUGCUGCCAAUCGACUUGGCCGUGAAGCAGCCUGGAAGACGGCCUACUUCAGAGGCUACGUUUCCGCAAAGAAGCUUGAUGUCAAAGGAGCCAUGAUGGCUGUAGGCUUGUCCCGCGAUAAGUUACAGCCUUACAUUGACCAGGUCAAUCAAGCAUUGGACGGUGAACUGGUGAUCGCCUGCUUGAACAGCCCUGCCAACCAGACUGUCUCAGGUGAUGAGGCUAAGAUCGACGAGUUGAAAGAGAUCCUUGAUUCGGUUGGCGAUAUCUUUGCACGUAAACUUAACGUGAUGAAUGCCUACCAUUCCGCUCACAUGAAACUGGUUGCAGAUGAAUAUCUCGCUAGUUUGGGCGAUUUGAGUUCCGAGGGUGUUGAAGAUACUUCCAUUGAGAUCUACUCUAGUGUGACUGGUGAGCGCGUCAGUGAGCAACAUCUCGGCGCUUCUUACUGGGUCGAGAACAUGGUUUCUCCCGUUCGCUUCCACGAAGCAGUGACUGCGAUGUGCUUCAGUCGUGUUAAGACCGGUCGGGCUGCUCUAAAACUCAACACCAACGCUGAGAAUAUCUUCGUUGAUACUUUGUUCGAGGUCGGCCCUCAUGGGGCUAUGCGCAGCUCCGUAAAGGAGACUUUAGCUAGCCGCGUGAGCGCCUCUCAUUACAAGUAUCUCCCCGUUCUGGACCGAAGCAAUCCAGGCUUGACCACUAUCCUCAAAGCAGUAGGCUUUGCUGCAUCGCAGGGCCUCAAGGUCGAUCUUGAAGCUGUGAACCGGCAAGAAGCAGGUCCUAGGCCCGAAAUGCUUGUCGAUCUCCCUCCAUACUCCUUCAACCAUACUGACCGCAACAUGUUCGAGAGUCGUCUGAGCAAAAACUACCGGCUGCGAAAACAUAACCGUCUUGACCUUCUCGGUGCCCCAGUUCCUGAUUGGAAUGAUGAGUUCCCGCGUUGGAGGAAUAUGCUCCGCACCACGGAGCAACCUUGGCUGAAGGAUCAUGUCAUCACGGACCUUGUCAUCCUUCCUGGUGUGGGAUAUCUAACAGCUGUAGUGGAAGCAUCUUUACAGCUCGCCGACCCCAGUCAAAAAGUCGCCGGAUUGAGGCUCAAGGAGGUGUCUCUGAAGCGAGCUCUCAUAAUUCCUGAAGGAAAGGAGGGCGUAGAGGUCAUCCUGUCCUUCACACGAAUGGACGAGGCCAGUCUUCAGGGCUCAGCAAUCUGGAAGCGCUUCAAUAUGUCAAGCUACGAUGCCAUCAACGAAGAUUGGGUCGAACACUGUACUGGUUAUGUGGCCACAGACUACGAGACUGCGAACAAUCCCAUCGACGAAGGGUUGGAGGCUCGAGAAGAGAAGGCCCACCUGGCUAAGCAUCUUGCAGCAGCCAGGGAAACAUGUUCCGUUCCACUAGACAUGAGCAGAACAUACGAAGACUGGGUUAAUGCUGGUAUUGGACUCGGAUCUCUCUUCAGAAAUCUGUCUGAUGUAAGGUGCACACCGGACAUGUCAAGAGAGGCAUACGGAAUUGUUACUGUUCCGGACGUGCAGGAAACUAUGCCGAGCAAGUUUUUACACCCCCAUCUAAUCCAGCCCGCAACUAUGGAUGCCUUCAUGCAUCUCUUCAUUGUAUCUGUCGUUGAUGGGAACAAGCGAAAAACACUUGAUCGUGCCAUAGUCCCAACCUUGUUGAAGGAGGUUUGGAUUUCAGCGAAGGUUGGCAAAGCGCCAGGAGAAAAAUAUGUCGGCCACGGAAAGUCCACACUCUUGGCAUACGACAAGUUCGAAAGUGAAGUCACUAUCUGGGACGAGUCUAGCGAAGAACCUCUAUUCACGGUCAGAGGAAUCCGCAGCUCUCCUCUUGACUCGGCCGAGACUUUCAAGAAGGAACGGAAGCUUUGUCACAGCGUUAUCACUCCUCUUGAUCCAGACCUUCUUACGAAAGAAGCCCUUGAUGUGACUGACCUUGAACCUCACGACAAGGCAGUUGCGUAUAAAGCGUGGAUCGAAAAGUGGCAGCUAGCCACAGUGUUAAGGGUCACAGAUGCACUUCAAGAAAUCCAGGAUCCUAGGUUCGACACCAAUGUCAUCGAAGGCCAUUUCGUCAACUACUACGAGUGGAUGAAGCAAGUCAAGACUUGGCUAGACAAUGACGAAGUGCGACUCCUGAAGUUGAGCAAGUGGCAGGAAUACAACGCCGAUCAAGCGCUCAAAGAGGCACUUUAUGACGAAGUUGACAAUGAUGGGCCAAUGGGGAAGCUCGCCAUGCGAAUGGGAUCCAACAUUGUCAAAGUUCUGAAGAAGGAGGUCGAUCCCCUUCAUCUGAUGUUUGGCGUUGACGACUUGCUGGAUCGCGUGUACUCAGACCUUGUGGCACUUGGUGAUCUACCAACAUAUAAUCGCGCCUUCCUCAACGCAGUCAAAGAAAGCUCAACAAAUCUUCAUAUUCUUGAGGUUGGUGCCGGAGUUGGAAGUUCAACCGUGCCGGUACUUGAAGCUCUUGCACCCCUAGGUGGCGAGAAUAAGGACGCCUUGAGUCUCGAUGACUUACGAAUUUCGAAAUACACCUUUACUGAUGUCUCGGCUAGAUUCUUCGACAAGGCAAAGGACAAAUUUAAAGCACAUGAGUCCAUCAUGGAAUUCAAGACUUUCAACAUCGAAACUGGCGGUGAUAAACAAGGUCUUGCUCUAGGCUCAUACGACUACGUAUUUGCUGGAAAUGUCGUGCAUGCUACGCAGGACUUACGAAAGACGCUUUCUAAUCUGCAAAAGAUGCUGAAACCCGGUGGUAAGCUUGUCCUCCAAGAGGGUGUCAGACACGAUGACUUUGGAUGGAGCAUCGCCUUCGGGCAACUACCUGGAUGGUGGCUCGCCGUCGAACCUGAGAGAAAGUGGAGUCCGUGGAUUCCAAUCCCCUUGUGGGAUACGAUGCUGAAAGACGCUGGUUUUGGAGGUGUCGAGCUCAACCUAGCAGAUCGGCAUGACCCUGACUUGCACUCACAGUCUGUUAUCGUGGCACGUGCAGAGAAGGUCGAAUCCUCGCCCCAGUGGGAGAAGGUCUUCAUCAUUAACUCAUCUCGGGAGGAGGGCGGUUUUGCUUCGAAAUUGCGUGAUUACCUCACUCAAAACCUGAAGCUUUCAGACUGCACAGUGCUCCACUACCUGGAUAUUUCCAGUACAGAUGUGAGCCAGAGUGUCUGUCUCUCCGUCAUAGAGCUGGAGAAUGAAAUCCUGUCAAGCCCGUCUGAGGAGGAUUUCAUCAAUAUCAGGCAACUUUUGAUAACCAGUGGUGCCUUACUUUGGAUUACCGGCGACACAGUAGCUCAUCCUCAUCUCAACAUGAUCACGGGCCUGAUUCGCACGGUAAGAUGGGAACGUGAUAUUGAGGAGGCAAAUCUCGCGAUCCUUUCUAUCCAGGAGCCUGCACUACAAGAAGACCAACUUCUGUCCUCUUUGGCCCGGCUCUUCAAGCAGCAAUUUGUUCAACACCUCCCUCAGGAAAAAGCCAACAGCGAAUUCACUCUCACUUCUACUGGUAGCUUCCGCACUAACCGUCUGGUCGAUGCUGAUGUUGCCAAUGAAUAUUUGACAUCUCGCUUGAGAAGCCCCCUUCCUGUCCAACAGCGCCUUGGCGAGGCAGGUCGCCCAUUGAAGCUUGCUACAUCAUCUCCAGGGCAAUUAGACAAGCUCGAAUGGGUCACUGACGAGCUGUAUGACAAGCCUCUCGGAAGCACCGAGGUUGAGAUUGAUAUCAAGGCUGUGGGUCUCAACUUCCGUGACUUACUUGUAGCUAUGGGUGAAUACAUGGCUACAAGCAUGGGAUUUGAGGCAACAGGUAUCGUCACACGUGUUGGGCCUGGGGUUACUCGUAUACAACCUGGAGACAGAGUAGCCUUCAUGUGCAGCAUCGCUGAGGCUGGAUGUUUCCAGACCUACGGCAGAACCGAAGAGAGAACCACCGUCAAGAUUCCCGACAGUGUGAGCUUUCAGGCUGCUGCGGGUUUGCUCUGCGUCUACUGUACCGUCAUGUAUGGUCUGGAAAAUGCUGCCGGACUCCAAAAAGAAGAGACCAUCCUCAUUCAUGCAGCAGCCGGGGGUGUUGGCCAAGCCGCGAUACAUUAUGCCAAAUACGUGGGCGCCGAGAUUUAUGCCACUGUGUCUACCCCUGAGAAACGAGAGUUACUAAUCAAUGAGUACGGUAUCCCCAACGAACGCAUCUUUAGCAGCCGAGAUGCCACAUUCGUGAAGGGAAUCAAGAGGGCGACAAACAAUCGUGGCGUAGACGUUGUUCUCAAUUCGCUAGCAGGCGAGUUAUACCGCCGCUCGUGGGACCUUGUAGCUCCCUUGGGCCGUUUCGUGGAGAUAGGGAAGAAGGACGCUCAGUUGAACGGUCGUAUCAGCCUUGGGCCUUUCCUCCGUAACGUCACGAUGACCAGCGUUGAGCUCCCGACCGUUAUGCGCCAUAAGCCCAACGUUGCACUCAACCUCAUGGAGAGAACGAUGCAGCUUUUCAGCGAAGGCCACAUUGGAGAAGCAAAGCCCACCAAGGUCAUGUCCUUCUCAGAGAUAUCCGACGGAUUCCGAGUCCUGCAAUCCGGAAAAGGUAUUGGCAAAAUGGUUUUUGUGCCUCGAUCAGAUGAUCUUCUACCUAUUGUACCGCUCCAGCCUCCUCCCUGUGAGCUCAGUGCCGAUGCCACAUACAUCCUAGCAGGUGGUCUAGGCGGUAUUGGCCGAAGCUUAGCGAGAUGGAUGGCAGACAAGGGCGCUAAACAUCUCGUUUUCCUGUCCCGAAGUGGCCAAAUCAAGGGAGAUGCAGAGGACAUGGUUGCUGAACUGAAGCAGAAAGGUUGCGAGUCGCAUGUCAUGAAAUGUGACACCAGUGAUGCCGCACGGAUGAAGGAGGUGCUAAAUGAGUGCCAGAAGACUCUGCCUCCUAUCAAGGGCUGCAUCCAAGGCUCUAUGGUCCUAGACGAUAGGAUGUUCGAGAAUAUGUCGCAUGGGACAUACAUGACUGCCGUACGACCCAAGGUUCACGGCUCCUGGAACCUCCAUAAUCUUUUACCACGGGAUAUGGACUUCUUCGUCCUGCUAUCGUCAGCUGCAGGCACGAUUGGAAACAGAUCCCAAGCAAACUACAACGCCGGCAACGUCUUCCAAGAUGCCUUAGCAAGACACCGCAUUACCAACAAUCUUCCAUGCUCUGUUCUCGACCUCGGUACCGUCCUCGGUGUGGGCUACGUUGCCGAGCACCAGAAUGCAGACAUGAUGUCGAAGAUUUCCGGUGCGGUGCACGAAGCAAUCCGUGAAGAGGAGGUCCAACACUUGGUGGAGUAUCUCAUGGAUCCUCGCUCCAAAUUGACUCCUACCACAGGCCACCUGGUUUCUGGUGUCACUCCGGCUGCCAACUUCCGUCAGGCGGGCAUGCCAGUGCCGACAUAUCUUUCCAAUCCAAUCUUCACCCAUCUUCGCGCUGAGAAUCACGCCGGAUCAGGAACUUCAGAUCGGCCGGGAUCCGACGGCAUGCUGAAGAUACAGGCUCAGCUGGCCAGCGCGACGACGGUGGAAGAAGCAGCUGCGGCGGUGCUGGAAGCUAUGCGAACAAAGCUCUCUGCACUCUUGGCGACACCAAUCGACAACAUCAACCCAUCCAAGUCGGUCAGUUCCAACGGAAUUGACAGUUUGAUUGCAAUGGAGUUCCGUACUUUCCUUGUCAAGACCUUGGGAGCCGAUAUCCCACUUCUAGACAUCACAGGAACUGCCAGUGUCACGGCUUUGAGUGUCAAGGUUGCGAGUACCAGUAAGAUAACUCAGAUCCAGGUCCAGGAGUCAAGCAAACCUUGA